UGCAAAGAUCCACUGUUCUGCCAAAGAAAAACUGGAAGGAAGUAGAAUGUUUUGGUAUUUGAGAAGAGAAGGUGAGAAACCCACCUGCAUUAAGCGCUGUUUGGAUGAUAAAAAUGUAAGUAAAUUUACUUGCAAACACAAGACACGCAGCUCGACACUGGAAAUCAGCAAUAUCCAAAAGACUGACUCUGGCAUUUACUACUGUGCAUAUCUAGACAGCAGCUACCUGCUUUUUGGGACUGGAUCCGCGCUGAUUGUUGGAGACAGUUAUACCAGCAGCAGCUGGGUGAUGCUUCUGGUCCCAUUUCCACAUGACAAUCAAGUCACUGGGACAGCGAAUCUGGCCUGUGUGAUCCAUGGAGUGUCCGGCCCAGUCCACGUUUCCUGGAGUGUUUCCGGGGAGCUGCAGGAACAGGGGCUGACACGCUCACUGAAAGCAAAGGAUGGAUCUUUAACGCUCAUAAAUCACAUCAGCGUCCCCAUGGACACCUGGACCAGUGGGAAGAAUUUCACCUGUGAAGUCAAAUUCAACUCUUCUGGCAGCAGUGUGAAGAAAAGUACCAGGUAUCCUGCAACUUCCUCCACAGCCCAUCCCAGCGGGUGUGUGCGGCAGACGGUGCGCUAUGCAGUGGCCAUUUUCCUGGUGGUGUUGAUGGUGUCCCUGAGCCUGGCCUGGAGUCACUGCUGUUCUAACCCAGGGUCAAACCGCUUAUGCCCAACUGGAGUUUGAUUCAAGGAAUCACAACCAGAGCAGCGAGCAGCGACCAGUGAAAGGGAAAAGGGGGAAAUCGUAGCCCACACGGGAUCCAAGCCUGGACACUCACAGCUGUUUCAUUGCCGACCCCAAUGACAGGACCAUCCUGUAAAGUGCUGACUUUCUGUAAAAGCUGUUGGUUGAUUUUUACUGCUUCUUACUGCUCUUCCCUGCUGCUCCAGGUGGCUCAGUUCCAAAAUGUAACUGAAAAUUAACCCACUCGUCCAUCUAGCCUAU
Messenger RNA from Mauremys mutica (yellowpond turtle), 991 nucleotides. Its product is annotated as immunoglobulin kappa light chain-like. The transcript is spliced from 4 exons. Gene Ontology annotation, molecular function: coreceptor activity; MHC class I protein binding. Gene Ontology annotation, cellular component: cell surface. The coding region runs from base 47 to 730 and encodes 227 amino acids. Gene Ontology annotation, biological process: regulation of immune response. NCBI's taxonomy places the organism in Eukaryota, Metazoa, Chordata, Testudines, Geoemydidae. The record is from RefSeq and is a predicted model, not a curated record.